Messenger RNA from Rhineura floridana, 4275 nucleotides. It is a transcript of the gene BEND4, whose product is annotated as BEN domain containing 4. The coding region runs from base 853 to 2451 and encodes 532 amino acids. The transcript is spliced from 5 exons. NCBI's taxonomy places the organism in Eukaryota, Metazoa, Chordata, Lepidosauria, Squamata, Rhineuridae. The record is from RefSeq and is a predicted model, not a curated record. Gene Ontology annotation, molecular function: DNA binding.
ACAGACUAGCGAGGAUAAGGGGUGAAUGGCAAUUAGGUAGCCUGCAAAGUGCCUGCGUGAUCCCGAUCCCAAGGGAAGGGGACGAGCGCGAUCUUCCCACCACGACCACCAUUCGCACCGCCCCGUUUAGGCGGCAGUGCAAGCAGCAAUCUCUAAAGUCAAUCUCUGGAGCAAACUUCAUUAUUAUUAUUUUAAGGCAAAGAAGUUGUGCAGAGAUGGAGACUAGUACUGAUCCAGGAUGUGAAGAUCCGCGCCCUUGACCAGGGCGGAAGGGAACGAGCCCCGUUGGCCUGACUUCCCUUACUAAAUGUGCCUGGGACGGUGAAGUUCACGCCCUACCACCCCCCACAGUGGGUCAAGGCAGCACCGUCCAUGGCGUGUUUACUUGGGACUCCAACAGAGUUCUAUGUGGCGUUUCUCCCGAGGAGAAGCGCGCAGAAGCUCGCAGCCUUACUUCGGAGAAAUCCGGGCGGGCUCACCCACCUGGCGAACACUCUCGCGGCGCUCCGCGGCUUCCCGCACCAGGCAAGCGCCUAAGGCGCUAGGAGCGCCUCCGGCGCAAUCCGCCUCGCCCUCCUCCAGGCGAUCCCGCCUCCCCACCCCGGGCCGUUUCCAUUAGCGGCCGGGGUGGGGUGGGAGCUCCCUCACUUGCUCUUUCCCUCCCCUCUCCCUCCAGGCAUUGGCGAGGCCGCCUGUCAAUCACCUGCCAACUCCCCCCUCCAUCUCCCCCAGCGCCGCACGACGGGGCUCAGGAGCGCGGCGCCACCAUCGAGCCCAGGCGGCGGCGGCGGCGGCGGCGGCGACAGACGGUGCUCUGGAGACCGAGGGAGAGAGCGAGCGAGCGGGAGGGCGAUGCUGAUGGAGGAGGAGAUGCAGGCGGCCGAGGAGGGGCCCAGUGUGGCCAAGAUCUACAAGCAGCAGCGCAGCCCUUACAGCGUCCUCAAGACCUUCCCCAGCAGCAGGAGACCGGCGCUGAGCAAGCGCUACGAGAGACCCACCAUGGUGGAGAUCCCGCAGGUCAGGGCGGGCGUCGGGCAGCAGCAGCACCACCAUCACCAGCAGCAGCACUUCCAGCAGCAGCCGCUGCAAGCUGUCGGCUCCUCCUCGUCUAUCAGUGAGCAGCAGCUGCCUUACCAAGCGCACAGCUCCUACCCCGGCGGCAGAGCCGCCCAGGGCCACCCACCCAGGACUCCGGCUCCGCAACUGGGACAUCAGGCGGCUCCUGCCGCUUCUUCGUCGUCCUCCUCCUCCUCUUCGGUCAGGUACGGCCACAGCCACCAGGGGGCAGCAAGUAGCAGCAGCAGCGAGGGAAGCGGCAGCCUGGAGCUGAGUGCAGAGAGCCGUAUGAUUCUGGAUGCCUUUGCUCAGCAGUGCAGCCGGGUUCUUAGUCUUUUAAACUGUGGUGGAAAACUUCUGGACAACAGCCGCUCUCAGUCAUUGGUUUCCUGUGUAAAGCAGGAGAGUCUAAGCUUUAAUGAAAGACCAGAUCAGUGCCAGCUUGGGAAAAUGGUUCAUAGUCAGACAUCAGACAACGUAGACCUAGAGUUACAGUACAUGCACAAGAAGCAGCAAACAUCUGCUUUUCUGAGAGUCUUUACUGAUUCUCUUCAAAACUAUUUGCUUUCUGGAAGCUUUCCAUCUCAGAAUGCUUCUUCUGUGAGUGAUUUUGGCCAUUUAGCAGACAUGGAUCCACUUUCAACCUCUCCAGUGCACACUCUAGGUGGAUGGACAUCCCCUGCAACUUCUGAGUCCCAUGGCCACCCAUCGUCUUCUACACUUCCAGAAGAGGAAGAGGAGGAGGAGGAAGGUUACUGUCCUCGUUGCCAAGAGCUGGAGCAGGAAGUAAUUUCAUUGCAACAAGAAAAUGAGGAACUCCGAAGGAAGCUGGAAAGCAUUCCAGUGCCCUGCCAGACUGUUUUAGAUUACUUGAAGACUGUCCUUCAGCAUCACAACCAGCUUAUGAUUCCGCAGCCAGCAGAGCAGCCAGCAGAGGGGAGCAAGCAGUUGCUUAACAACUAUCCCGUCUACAUCACUAGCAAACAGUGGGACGAGGCGGUAAAUUCCUCAAAGAAAGAUGGGCGGCGGCUCCUUCGAUACCUCAUCAGAUUUGUCUUCACAACCGAUGAGCUUAAGUACUCGUGCGGCCUUGGAAAAAGGAAAAGGUCAGUGCAGUCAGGAGACACUGGUCCUGAAAGACGUCCUCUGGAUCCAGUAAAAGUAACAUGUCUCAGAGAAUUCAUUAGGAUGCACUGCACUUCCAACCCUGAUUGGUGGAUGCCUUCUGAGGAACAGAUAAACAAGGUGUUCAGUGAUGCUGUGGGACAUGCACGGCAAGGACGCGCAGUGGGGACGUUCCUCCACAAUGGUAACUCAUAUUACGAAGGGAUUGAACAACACAGUUCACAAGACGACCUCUUCAGUAGGGGCAUCCAUGAUGGAUCUGGAGACUGAUGGCAAAGGGGAAGAAAUCCAUACAUGUGCAUUAAGGCAAUGAAAGAGACAGUGUGUUCGAUGUGCCGUUUGAUGUGACUUGAGAAUCCAAAGCAUGUUCAGAGUCUUGUUUCAUCCAAGGCCUUCCUAUAAAAUUCCAUAAUGUUUAAGCCUAGUUCUUUAAAACAGAAUAUAAGGAAGUAAACCUAUUUCUGGGUGGCUGGGGAACUGAAUACUGCUUCAUACAAAAUAAUAAUCAUCCCUCCCCAUAGCAAAUUAGCGUGUUAGGUCAGGCUAGGAUGCUUCUACCUUUCAUGUUAGUUUUUUAUGUGAAGGAUUUUCUUACCUGUAUUUUCUGUAUGCAAGCCUCUACCUGCAAUCUUGAGGUAAAACUCAGAUACAGGCUUACCUUCUCACCUGAUGUUUGACAAUGAAAACUAGUUUCACAUCUCUAUACAUCUUCAAAAUAACGGUCAAAUGCACAGUCUCUCCCCCCUCCCCCAUUACACAAAGCAUUACACUUUAUUCUGAGUCUAUGUGCAAUUUUAGGAUUAAAUAAAGGACGUUGUCCUUUACAAUCCACUAGGAAUGUGUAGUGACAUUUCAUUAAAUGGGGAAGUUAUCAGAAUCAGGGAGAGUUCUUUCACUUUGCUUUUUAUUUUGGAAGUUUUCUCUUUUUUGGUUACCUAAAUAUACUAGCUCUAGUCUGUGAUGUUUACCCACUACUAAAAGAUUAAUAAAUCAAGGGACUGUUCCAAGAGAUAACUUAUUACUUUGCAAGCUUUGUUGCUUUAAAUGUUUAUGUAUACACUUAUUUUUGCUUGUGCCACAUUUUGUUUUAUGUACUGUCACUAGUUAGCAAUUAAUGUUACCAUUUCAUAUUUUAAAUUGAAAUGUCACUAACUAUCUCAUAGGCCAAAUCCACACAAAGGGCUCUUUAUGAGUUUCCAUGUGCUGUAGGAGUCCUCUGCUUUUUUACCUCCGUCAUUUGCUUGCCAUUAUAAGGAACUGAGGUGUAAGAGAGCGACUGUUGCAUUGCUCCCAACAACAAGGCAAUAGGACCUGUGCGGUAUUAACUGAAACAGUUUAGAGCCUCUCUAUAUAAAUGUGCAAAAUAAAUGAGCAUCAUCUAAAAUACAUAAAAUCCUGCAAUAUCAUAUUAGGGAGUUGCUGUUACAGACUUAAACAAUGCUUCUAGAAAUGGCAACUGUUGCGUUAUUUUGGGAAUUUUUUCAAGUGCUUCUUCCUUGGCAAUGUUUCUGCUCACAAGGUGCCCUAUACAAGAAGAAAAGCACUUCUUAGGUUAAGGCAGACAGCCCCACCACCCCAGCGUGCUAUCAGAUAUCCCACUCCUACUGCAGUCCCCUCACUACAACCAAUACCAUCCCUGAGGACCUCCCAACCCUCAAGUGUGGCUUUUGGGCGGGCACAUAGGACUGUGGGAGGGACACACGGGUGGGGAAGCCCCUGCUUUAGAUCCAAGACUAUGUCCUUAUAGGAUACCCAAAUGGGCUGUUUUGGAAAUACCCUCUAUUGAGAGAGGGCGAGAUAAAUAAAAAGGUGCAAUGGGAAGAGUGAGAGUGAGGGAGAUCCCAACUCUAUAGUGCCUAUAGGGGGUGGGGAGCAUGGUGUCUGUUCCAUACGUGUGCUUGUCUCACUUCUGAUCCAACACCUUACAGCCAUGCACUGGCAACAUGUGUAGGCCUAUUUCAUACAACUGUUAACGUAAAAUGACUGGGCAACUCUUUCCCUACCCUGUUCCAAUGGUACAUCCCAUCGAUGUCUCACCCAGGCCCAGAGACAGGACACGCUAGUGUAGGGGUUGUGCUGGUGGGUGAAAAAUGG